GUGGACACAUGCAUUCGACCUAACCUCAAGUUCGGCAUUAAAAAUCAUCAAAAAUUAAGUGAAAUCGUGAAUUAAAAUGUGGAUUUUCGGUGGCAAUCGCAACAACCAACAGCCGGACUUGGCUCAGUUGGGUCUGCAAAAUCCGGGAGCGGGUGGAGGCGGUGGAAACGAGCCGCCCCAGUUGACCGCCUCUGAAAGAAAAGCAAUGGAGGCUUACAGGUUCGAUUCUUCGGCGUUGGAGAGGGCUGCACAAGCCGCCAGAGAGUUGGAGAAGUCCAAGCAUGCCAAGGAAGCAUUGGAACUAUCAAAAUUGCAAGAAAGCACAAAGCAAGUUGAACACCAAGCCAAAAUUAAAGAGUAUGAAGCUAGCAUUGCCCAAAUGCAAAUUGAAGCUAAAAGAGCGGAAAUGGAAGAAAAAAGGAAACUGUUGCAGGAGGAAACUAGACAACAUCAGCAAAGGGCACAAUAUCAAGAUUCACUGGCUAGAAAACGGUAUGACGAUCAGUUAGCGCAGCAACAGAGGAUGAAUGAUGAGAACCUCAAAAGACAAGAAGAGUCAGUGGCCAAGCAAGAAGCAAUGAGAAAAUCAACAAUUGAACAUGAAAUGGAACUAAGACACAAAAAUGAAAUGAAACGCGUCGAAGCUGAAAUGACUGCGAAAGCUAAAGUUGACAGGGAAAAUAGGGAUCUCACUUUGGAACAAAUUCGUCUUAAAGCCACUGAAAACAGAGUGACUGUCUUGGAGAGUAUAAAAACUGCUGGUUCAGUUAUUGGAGCCGGAACUCAAGCCAUGCUGUCAGAUUGGAAUAAAGUCCUAACUGCAGCAGGUGGUUUAUCACUCUUAGCUCUCGGUAUCUAUUCUGCCAAAGGUGCAACUGGGGUAACAGCCAGGUAUAUUGAGUCAAAAUUGGGAAAACCAUCUUUGGUGAGGGAGACCUCAAGGUUUUCUUUGCUUGAAGCUGCAAAGCACCCAAUUGAAACCGUCAAGAAGCUCAAAACUAAAGAGCAAGAUGCUCUUAGUGGGGUUAUUUUGGCGCCCAAGUUGGAGGAGAGGCUAAGAGAUGUCGCUAUUGCCACUAAAAAUACCAAACAGAAUAAGGGGAUGUACAGGAAUAUUCUUAUGCAUGGGCCUCCUGGUACUGGUAAAACUAUGUUUGCCAAGAAAUUGGCCAAACAUUCAGGCAUGGAUUACGCAAUUUUGACUGGUGGUGACAUUGCACCAAUGGGAAGAGACGGCGUUACAGCUAUCCACAAAGUGUUUGAUUGGGCUCACAGCACCAGAAAAGGUCUACUUUUGUUUGUCGACGAAGCGGACGCAUUCUUGCGCAAGCGUUCAUCGGAAAACAUCUCCGAAGAUUUGCGCGCAACCCUAAACGCUUUCCUUUACAGAACCGGCGAACAGAGCAACAAAUGCAUGCUGGUGCUCGCCUCGAACACACCCGAACAAUUCGAUUGGGCCGUAAACGAUCGUUUGGACGAGAUGGUGGAAUUCUCGCUCCCCGGACUGGAAGAGCGCGAACGUCUCAUCCGUUUGUACUUCGAAAAGUUCGUCUUGCAACCGGCGACGGAAGGAAACAAACGCCUGAAAGUGGACAACUUCGAUUACGGCGCCCUCUGCACCAGAAUGGCGAGGAUGACCGAAGGCAUGUCGGGAAGAGAGAUCGCGAAGCUGGGAGUGUCGUGGCAAGCCGCAGCGUACGCGUCGCAAGAUGGCGUGCUGACCGAAAAAAUGGUCCUGGACAAAGUGGAGGAUUACGCGAGACAGCACAAGCAAAAAGUCGAAUGGCAAUCGGAACAGGAACGAAAAGAGUCGAAGAGCAUUUAUCAUUCGGAGAAGGAAGACUCCUUUAUUCCAUUGUUGCAAAAAAUUGAGAGUAAAGACUCCACGGAUAUUCUUAAGAAAGAGAUCAAACCCACAACGACAGACUCGAAACCCAAAGAUAUCGUUUUAGAGAAAAGUUAAUGCGAUAAAUCGACGUGAUUUUUAAAUGUCACAGCGCCAUCUGACUUUAUUUGGCGUACUGCAUUCCUUUAUUUCAUCAUUUAUAUGAAGGACUGAGUGUGAUAUUUAAAUUGAGUGGACAUUUUUAGCAUUUAGAAUGUAAGUAAGCCACUUACUUGAAAAGGAAUUUUAUGUAGGAUUUCCAUGAGGAAACAUUUGUCUGUUACUGUUUUAAGUGAUCCUCGCCCUAAUGUAUAUAUUUAAUAUAUAUUUUACAUUUUUUAAAUGUGAUAUGGAAUGCGUCUCAGGGAAGAUUUAUUAAAAUUCUCUGCGUUCUGUUAUUUUUU
Messenger RNA from Brassicogethes aeneus, 2289 nucleotides. Lineage: Eukaryota; Metazoa; Arthropoda; Insecta; Coleoptera; Nitidulidae. The record is from the annotation of a GenBank genome assembly.